CACAUCUGGAGAGAUCUAAAGAAGCAGCGACCAUGUCGUCAAUUUUUUUUACUAUGUGCGGAACUCCAAGAUGUGUGCGAAGAGACUGAUCCCCGCUCUGUUAUAACAAUUGCCCACUAUGAGCUUGGGAUGGAUAGGAUGGUAAUGGUCUGAUGGAGACCAGGAGUAAUCUGGCCAUAAAAGAUGGACUCUAAGAAGGUGUUCACUGCUGGUACUCUGACUGAUGAUAUAGUGGUGGAAAUCCUCUCUUGGGUGCCGUACAAGUCUUUCUGCCGCUUCAAAUGUGUCUCGAAGGCCUGGCUUGCUUUCUCCUCUGAUCCGCACUACCAUCAGAAACUGCUGAAGAUUCCCACUGGUCUUUUUCACAAGGGCAAAGAUGGGUCUGCUGUCCAGCUUCUUAGCCUGUCCCCAAAUGACGAGGGAAUUGAUGGAGCUCUUACAUUCUUGCUGCACCAUGAGCAUUUGGAAUUUGUGGACUGUUGCAAUGGCCUAGUUCUCUGCAAGUACAAGAGCAGCUAUACUUCUCCAGAUAUUUGUCGCUUCAUCGUGUGCAACCCGGCAACACGAGAGUGGAGGACGCUUCCUGAUACCCAUCCUAGCCCAUAUGGUCCAGGUGGCUCCUUGUAUACAACUCUUUUGGCCUUUGAUCCAUCAUGGUCAUCGCAGUUCUAUGUCUUUAACUUUGAGAAGAGGCACCACGACAAUUAUUUGCAACUUGAUGUUAGGAAACUUGAAGUGUUCUCCUCUGAGCUAUCCACGUGGCUUGUGGAUGCUGCAUGGAGUUCUCCUAUACAGGUUCAUAAAUCUCGUGGCUUUAUAGGUGGAGUGUUGUAUGUGCAGACUUACGGCCGUGAGAAUCUGGUGUUCAAGGGCUUGGAGGCAAUGAUUUCAGGCAUUCCGCCCCAUCAUUUCACUAUCAAGAUGCAGCAUGACCCUUGGAGGCUUGCGAAUGGUUGCUUUGGUCAAUCAUCGGGGUUCUUGCAGUGUGCAUUUCCGGAGGAGAGUGGUGAUACGGUUGCAGUUUUCAAUCUUGAUAGCUGUCGUCCUUACAAGUGGUCUUUGAAGCAUCGCCUUAGCGCGAGGGAUGUGUUCUGAAAGGAUGACCUUGUUCACAGUUAUGGAAGCUUCUUACGUUGGAUUACUUAUAGGGUUGUGGCUCUUGACCUGGAUAGAGAGGUUCUCUUCCUCGUCGACAGAGAUUCAGACAAGCUCUUAUCAUACAACAUCAACACUGGGAACCAUAGUGUGAUCCAAGAUGAUUGGCUUCUUAGAGACUGCGCCUAUUAUGUGGCUUGCUAUUCAAAGCUUCCAGGCUGAGCCAUGUAUGUGAUGUAGCGAGUAGUAGCAUCUCUUGUGUGCACUUUUUUUUUUCUUUUCAUCUUGUUAUUACAGAUGCUGCAUC
Molecule: messenger RNA, 1402 nt
Organism: Lolium rigidum
Lineage: Eukaryota; Viridiplantae; Streptophyta; Magnoliopsida; Poales; Poaceae
Product: F-box protein At5g07610-like
Exons: 4
Coding region: 184-1095 (303 amino acids)
Molecular function (GO): protein binding
Source: RefSeq, a predicted model, not a curated record